AUGAACCGCAAGGCCACCCGUGAUUCCGUCGUCUUCAGCAUCUCUGACCUUCAGAGGGAGGCGUCGCAGAAGCUGUCUACCACUGUUAGGGAGUACUACAAUGAAGGCGCAAUGGACCUCGUCACUGUCAAGGACAACACUGCCGCCUACGACCGGCUCCGUCUUCGCCCUCGUGUUUGUGUGGACGUCGCCAAGGUCGACGCUUCGACUGAGUGCUUUGGAUCCAAGGUCGCGUUCCCCCUCGGCUUCUCGCCUGCUGCCAUGCACAAGCUCGCACACAAGGACGGCGAGUGUGGCACGUCGCGCGCGGCUGCAAAGUUUGGGAUCAACAUGCUCCUGUCGCAGUACGCCACUGACUCCAUUGGAGAUGUGACCGCCAUGGGCGCUGGCGCUGGCAACGCAUAUGGCAUGCAGGUGUGCCUCACCGAGGACCCGGCGACCAACACCAGGCUUAUUCGUGACGCCGAAGCUGCUGGCUGCAAGUCUCUUGUCAUCACAGUGGACGCGCCCGCUCUUGGCCGCCGGUUGAACGAGUACCGCAACAACUUUUCCCUCCCCAAACACCUCACUUUCCCCAACAUGGGGGCGGACAUGGACCACAGCGACGUUGUCACUUACGACCCGCGCAAGGCCUAUGACGCUGCCCUGACCUGGACCAAGAUCCGCCACAUUGCGGCCACGACCACCAUGGACGUCUACCUCAAAGGUGUUCAAACUGCGGAAGACGCUCUCGAGGCUGUUCGCUGCGGUGUGGCCGGUAUCAUUGUAUCCAACCACGGUGGUCGUCAGGUAGACAGCGCAGUUGCGACAAUCGAUGCGCUCGAGGAGAUUGUGGAUGCCGUGCAGGGUCGCAUCCAGGUGCACAUCGAUGGCGGUAUCCGCCGCGGCAGCGACAUUUUCAAGGCGCUCGCCCUCGGUGCGGACCAUUGCUGGGUGGGCCGCGUUCCCAUCUGGGGCCUGGCCUACAAUGGCGAGGAGGGUGUCAGCCUUGCCAUUCAGCUCCUCUACGACGAGUUUGCGACCACAAUGACCCUCAUGGGCUGCACCAAGAUUUCGGACAUUAAGCGCAGCCACCUCUCGCGCAUGGGCCCUGACGGUGGCUUCCACAAGCUCCAGGAUCUCCCGGACUGGUCCAGCAAGGUGGCCGGCCCCAUCCUGGAUGUGCAUGCCCGUCUCUAG
Molecule: messenger RNA, 1179 nt
Organism: Apiotrichum porosum
Lineage: Eukaryota; Fungi; Basidiomycota; Tremellomycetes; Trichosporonales; Trichosporonaceae
Exons: 3
Coding region: 1-1179 (392 amino acids)
Molecular function (GO): FMN binding; oxidoreductase activity
Source: RefSeq, a predicted model, not a curated record